Messenger RNA from Brenthis ino (lesser marbled fritillary), 1116 nucleotides. NCBI's taxonomy places the organism in Eukaryota, Metazoa, Arthropoda, Insecta, Lepidoptera, Nymphalidae. The record is from the annotation of a GenBank genome assembly.
AUGGAAUCGUGUUCUGAUCGUCUAAGUCCAUCCAGUGACCUGACCAGUGAGUCGGAGACAUCGCUGCCAUCUUUUCCGUACGAGCAAAAUAAUUUCUACACACAAUCAGACAUUAAUGAAAAACAAUACUUUUCAUGCAAACAAAAAUCACCCCGAAUGGACGAAAGAAAGGACUAUUUACAGGAAAGCAACAAAAACUCUUUCGAGAACUAUCUGUCACCCCGAAGCAAAAAAUAUUUAAACUUCGAACUAAAAUUGCCGCCUAUCAACGAUAAUUUUUUUUCGCAAAUCGACAAUGACGAACGUCGUACAGCCUAUUUCAAUGAUACGAUGAAAAAUGUUCAAAAUGAAAAUAAUCCUAUGGUUGAAAUAGAUAUUAAUAAUUUUGAAAACGUUGUAAACGAAAGGGAACGGCAAUAUUUUGCGGAUAGCGACAACAAUAUGCGUAGAUGUUUAAAUUUUAAUGCAGAGCAAGUGCAGUGUGUGUGUGAGGCUUUACAGCAAAAAGGUGAUAUUGAAAAGCUUGCAGCGUUUUUAUGGAGCUUGCCCACUACUGAGCUGUUACGAGGGAAUGAAACUGUCCUAAGGGCUCGAGCAUUAGUAGCAUAUCAUCAUGGGGUUUUUCAAGAGUUAUACGCAAUUUUGGAAAAGCAUUCCUUCCCGCCGCGACACCACACAACGCUGCAGACGCUGUGGUUCAAGGCACAUUAUAAAGAAGCUGAGAAAGUUAGAGGACGCGCUUUAGGUGCGGUAGAUAAAUAUAGGCUUAGAAAAAAGUAUCCUUUGCCUAAAACAAUUUGGGAUGGUGAAGAAACAGUUUAUUGUUUUAAAGAGAAAAGCAGGAAUGCUUUAAAAGACUGUUAUUAUAGGAAUAGGUAUCCAACCCCGGAUGAAAAACGGGCACUAGCCCAGAAAACCGGUCUAACACUAACUCAAGUAUCCAAUUGGUUUAAGAACAGACGGCAGAGGGAUAGGACUCCACAGCAACAGAAUAGAUCAGAGAUGUUGGUAUCUGCGCAGUAUGUCGGUUCUCAAGGCGGCUUAACACAGUCCUUCAUCCCCAAUGCAUAUUAUAAAUUACAAGACGCCACGCAUUAUUUGCAUGGAAAUACACCU